Molecule: messenger RNA, 465 nt
Organism: Mycotypha africana
Lineage: Eukaryota; Fungi; Mucoromycota; Mucoromycetes; Mucorales; Mycotyphaceae
Exons: 3
Coding region: 1-465 (154 amino acids)
Source: RefSeq, a predicted model, not a curated record
AUGGAUGCUGCAAGAGCAGCAUUGGAGAAUUUGUCAAAUGUUUUGGAGAAGCAGAAUACUCUGGUUGAUAAGUUCAUUCGAGGUGUUCAUGGCAAUCGCCAAUUGAAACUUGAUUUUGGUCCGUCAGCUCUUACAGAAUUACCAUCUUUGGCGUUCGACUUUAAUUCCUUUUUUUACGUUUAUUACUCUGGUCUUCCGUUAUUAGAUAAGUACCUACAUUCAUUGAAACGAAUGUGCGAACUUCACCUUUGGAAGAUUCAAAGACAUCGUCGUAAGUAUUAUCCUUCAAAAUUCGUGAUUGAAGGUCGUACGGAUACUCCUGGUUGUUUUGUUGGUGAGGAGAAUCAUCGUUGUCUUGUUGAAGAGGUGCUUUUACCUUGUCUCAAUGAUCUUGGUGUCUCAGACAUGUUCCCAGAACCUCUGUCUUUCGAAAAUGCUGCUCGUUUUGGUGUUGGGAAAGUCUAG